AUGUCCUUGGCGCUCGUAGAAAAGCCUGCUAGUAGCGCCAAUGGAGGGAGUUCGUGGUUUCUGUCGGGCCACCAAAAGGUGGUGUUAGGUAUUGCCACAGACGGCUGUGGCGUUUUUGCUUCAUGCGAUGUGGGGGGCCUCGGGCUGUUAUGGAGGAGUGAUGUCGCUUCCAAUGGUGGCGGUCCAACGCAUGUCAGUAGAAUCGCCACGGAGGGCCCUGCGAUUGUGGAUGCAUGCUUUUUGCGUCACACCCGCCUUUGCACGGCUCAGGGCGAUGGCACAGUCGGCGUGUGGAAUGUUGAGACGGCGCAACGAGAACAUUCAUUCUGUCGAUUCUCUGGCCGUGGAAGAUCUAUAAACUGGCCGGUGAUCAAUGCAGUGACGGCGGUGAAUGAUGCAUCCGUUGUUUUUGGAGGGGAUGACGGUUUUUUGGUGUUAUCUGAUCCUAAGCAAAAAAAGAAUCUUGCAACAAUUAAUCUGCGGGUACCAAUCACGUCGCUUGCGGCUUCGAGUGACUCAUUUUUUGUUGGUGACGUGUUAGGGAAUAUUCGCUGCUUUGAUGCUCGCAUGAUGAGAAGCCUUUACGGGUUUAAGGCCCACCGUGACGUUGUGAGUUGCGUGGCCCUCAACGCGGGUGCCACCGGCAUGGUCUCCUACGGUCUUGACGGCUCGCUUAUUUUGUGGGACGUCAUGCCUUUUGCGCUCAGAACCAGCGACCGUUUGCUUCACCGCAUCGAGGUGCAGCAGGGCGACUCACGGGACCUUCUGCGCUGUGGCUGGUCCAAGCAUGACACAAUUAUAGUGCCCGCCAGUGGCGGGCACGUUGAGUGUGUCACCGUGGCGGCAUUUGAGGGAGCCAGGGCGACACUUCCCGUGCGCCACCGCGAGGACUCUGUGCAGUGUGCCGUCUUCGUUGACGAUGCUGUCGCCGUUAGCUCCGCCGGCGCGGAGGUGCUACUGCAGCGUGCGUAA
Trypanosoma conorhini is the source of this 972-nucleotide messenger RNA. Its product is annotated as putative U5 snRNP-specific 40 kDa protein. The transcript has a single exon. NCBI's taxonomy places the organism in Eukaryota, Euglenozoa, Kinetoplastea, Trypanosomatida, Trypanosomatidae. The coding region runs from base 1 to 972 and encodes 323 amino acids. Gene Ontology annotation, molecular function: RNA binding; protein binding. Gene Ontology annotation, cellular component: catalytic step 2 spliceosome. The record is from RefSeq and is a predicted model, not a curated record.